Molecule: messenger RNA, 550 nt
Organism: Paramecium primaurelia
Lineage: Eukaryota; Ciliophora; Oligohymenophorea; Peniculida; Parameciidae
Source: the annotation of a GenBank genome assembly
AUGGAUGUAAUAAAUCAAACUAAAAUAUUCAACAAUAAUAAUGAAAAUGAAAGAUAGAUCUCAUCUAGGAAUGGGUAAUAAUUAUCAAUAAUAAUUAAGACAUAUGAAUAUGUCUCCACAUUAUUUAGAGGCUGUUCGAUCAAAACCACUUAUUAAAAUUGAAAGAAAAGAAAGAUCACCAGUUGUAUAAGAAAUAAAUGAUCUUGAUUUUGGAUAUAUGGAAGAGCUUGAAAAAAGAAAAAUGUUCAUGAUGAUACGUUUAGGUCAUAUAAAAGACCCAUCUAAAUUAACUCCUGUUCACAAUUAUAAUAAAAUACCUGUUCUACCAUUAAAAAAACAAAGAAAAACCAUAACACCAUCUCCAAAAUAAACUCAAAAUAAAAUGGAUUUGAUAACCAAUAUUCCUUUACCCAUGUUCAGUAUGAAAAUACUUGAAGAUCCAUAUUAAAUUUAAGGUCAACAUAAAUCAAAUACAUAGAAACUUGCUCAAAAACAAAAGAGAUUGAAUAUUAUUAAUAAAAGAAUACUAGAUAAAUUUCGUGAUUAUUGA